Columba livia (rock pigeon) is the source of this 2382-nucleotide messenger RNA. Its product is annotated as histone H2A type 2-B. Gene Ontology annotation, molecular function: DNA binding; protein heterodimerization activity; structural constituent of chromatin. Gene Ontology annotation, cellular component: nucleosome; chromatin. NCBI's taxonomy places the organism in Eukaryota, Metazoa, Chordata, Aves, Columbiformes, Columbidae. The transcript is spliced from 2 exons. The coding region runs from base 187 to 567 and encodes 126 amino acids. The record is from RefSeq and is a predicted model, not a curated record. Gene Ontology annotation, biological process: heterochromatin formation.
CAAUGGGAAGCGGCGUGCGGCGGGGCGGGCAGGGAUAUCCGCGGCGCGGGGGCGCCGGUCCUGGCAGUGCGGCGGCGGGCGGCGCGCAGGGCGGAGCGGCGGCGGCGGCGGCGGCUGUGGGCGCCGGGACCGUCUGUGCGUGGCGCUUCUUGGGCGGCGGCGGCGAGGGGCCGCUGCCUGCCGGCCAUGUCGGGCCGGGGGAAGUCCGGUGGCAAAGCGCGGGCCAAGGCUAAGUCGCGCUCGUCGCGGGCCGGGCUGCAGUUCCCGGUGGGCCGGGUGCACCGGCUGCUGCGGAAGGGAAACUACGCGGAGCGGGUGGGCGCCGGCGCGCCGGUGUACCUGGCGGCGGUGCUGGAGUAUCUGUCGGCUGAGAUCCUGGAGCUGGCGGGCAACGCGGCCCGCGACAACAAGAAGACGCGCAUCAUCCCGCGGCACCUGCAGCUCGCCAUCCGCAACGACGAGGAGCUCAACAAGCUGCUGGGCGGUGUGACCAUCGCCCAGGGUGGCGUCCUGCCCAACAUCCAGGCCGUGCUGCUGCCCAAGAAGACGCAGAGCUCCAAGAAGUGAGCGCUGCCCCUGUCUCCCCUCCCAGCCCUACCUCCUCACUGGUACCCUGCCUGUCCUCCUUGUGGGGCUGGGGGUUCCUGCCCUACCCCCCAGCCCGGGCUGGGUGCUGAGCCCUGGCAGCACCCUGCCAGCCCUCUGCUAGUCCCCCAGCCUGGGCUGCAGGGUGCUAGGGGAGCAUGAGUGGGGUCAGGCCCUGCUUGUGCCCCCACUCUGCCCCUCUUCCUGCUGGAAGAAGCAUUUUUGGAGGGGGCACCUGGAUCAUAGCUGUUGGCGGUGGUGGCAUGUGGAGCUGGAUGGUUGAGUCAUGGUGCAAAGCUGCUGGUAGCUGCUGAGGAUUGUUCUGGCUGGCGUGGGGACGGACACGGGCACCCCCAGCUGCCUGUCCCCUCUGCCAGCCCUGGGGCCAUGCAGGGCCCCCCCAGCCCUCCGUGCUUGCCCUGGCACAAGGAUGGGACUGGCUGCUGCUGUGCCCUCCCCGCCAGCAAUGCCAUCCCGGCAGCACUGCAGCGGGGAGGGCAGGGGGCUGGAAAAUGUGAAAAGGAGGCAAACUUUCUCCAUUGGCAAGAAGUGACUGUUAGUUUUGUUCAUGGUAAAGCUAGCGCAUUGCCUACUGUAAAGAAGCUCUGGUCCUAUUUAUUUUAAAGUCUCUUAUUUUUGGGGGUACCUCCCUGCAAAGUCACGGUCCUGCAGCUCCCUGGCUUGGUGGGCACUGGGGGAUUUGGUGGCCUCGUAUUCCGUGGGUCCUGCUCGUGGGGUGGGGCGGAGGGUGCGGUGACAAAUCCCCUCGGAGAGCGUCGCAAGGUCAGGCGCCCGCUGGGAGCGGGAGCUGCCAUCUUCUGCCGCCGCUCCCCUGCUCUCCCGGCUGCAGAAUCCCUUCGUGUCGCUGAGAGCUACCCAUGCACUUCUGGAAAUGACAUGUUGUGGCUCUUUUUGUUGUUUGUUCAACACUAUUUCUGGUUUGAGAAAUAAAGUGAUGAUGCUAUCUGUUAACUGUUACCCUCUAUGGAUUAAUAUAUAUAUUUUUUUUAAAAAAAAAAACCCUACAGUUAGUGUUAAAACUCACUCACAGCUAGUACCAUAUUUAUUUAAUGCCUGUAUGGGUAAUGUGGGAGCAUGGGGACAGGCUAGCUGUCCCGUGAUGCCUGGAAUAGCUGAUGCAGAGACAGCUUUCCUCGCUGCCCAGAGCAGCCGCUUCUGUGGAGGCCGAUAGUCGUGUGCAUGCGGCAGUGUCUAGGCAAUCCGACUGUACACCUUUGUAACAUGUUUUUAAGUUAAAAAAAAAAACAACUUCUAUUUAUGUGCUGUAAGUAGCAUGUCUUCAGCCUAUUGAAUCAGAUGUUGAUCUUGUGGAUGAAGUAAUUUACCCUGGCUCUGAGUCUUAUUACCUAAAGUAGAUGAAUCUGGAUGCUUGUCAACUGGUUUUAUGAAGGGGUUUUUCACUCCGUUGUGGAAUGUGGAGGCGCUGUGUUCGUUAGUGUUGUGCUAAUGGGGGUGCAGAUGUGCCCCGUGGUUAUGCUGGGGUAGCCUGGGGUGGGUGGGGGACACUGUCCACAGCGCUGCUGUGUCACGGACCCCCAGGUUCUCUUCUCCCAUGAUGUGACUGUCACCAGGGGCAAGGUGGGGACAAGGGGUUUCCACUGCCCAGUAUGGUGUUUGUGUCUGUAUCAGUGUCUUGUUCUCUCCCUCAUGUUUUCUUUAGGACCAGUGUUCUGUACAACUCGAGAGUGCUUUGUAUUUCUUAGAAAAAUGCAGAACUUGUGAUACUGAAAAGAACGGUGCAAACCCAAUAUCUGAUUAAACUGGUUCCCUGUUGAA